Molecule: messenger RNA, 2101 nt
Organism: Telopea speciosissima
Lineage: Eukaryota; Viridiplantae; Streptophyta; Magnoliopsida; Proteales; Proteaceae
Product: pentatricopeptide repeat-containing protein At1g08070, chloroplastic-like
Exons: 1
Coding region: 23-1948 (641 amino acids)
Biological process (GO): RNA modification
Molecular function (GO): RNA binding; protein binding
Source: RefSeq, a predicted model, not a curated record
UUUCCCGCGCUAUUUGAGAUUGAUGAGUUUGAUGCUCCGCUUACAUUAUUCUGCUCAGAACUCUCUUAGAUGUAAAACCCUCCAAUCCUUCCUCUCCAACAGUUUAAACCCUCCAUGGAUCACUCUCCAUUGCAAUUACUACUAUUCUUUCUCUCUAUCUCUCUUGGAAGAGUCCCAAAACACCCGUCAAUUAAAUCAAAUCCUCUCUCAGGUCAUCACCAGCGGCCGCUUCACAGACCCUUUUAUAUCAAGUAAGCUACUUUUAUCUCUCUCAUCUUCUGAUCUCAACUCUGCUCGCAUCCUUUUCUCCCAAAUCUUAAACCCCAAUAUUUUCGCCUGGAAUUUCAUGUUCAGAGCUUACGGUUGUCGCUCCUUGCCUUUGGAAUCGAUCUUUCUUUACAAUUUAAUGCGAAAGAAUGAUGUUUUACCAGAUAACUAUACUUUCCCUUUCAUCCUUAAAGCUUGUAGCCGAAUCCAAUUCCUCGAGAAGGGUGUAGAAAUUCAUGGGUUGAGUCUGAAAUUGGGAUUUGAGUUUGAUGUCUUUGUGCAGAAUUCUCUUAUUUCGAUGUAUUCAGCUUGUGGUGUGAUUGAAAUCGCACGUAGGGUAUUUGAUUUGGUUCCUGUUUGGGUCCGAGACUUGGUGUCUUGGAAUAGUAUGAUUUCAGGGUAUUUGCAGAGGAAUUUUUGUGGGAAAGCAUUGGAAUUGUUUGGUGAAAUGAUUGGUGCUAGUUCAGAGAGGCCGAAUGAGUUAACUACUGCUAGUGCCAUAACGGCUUGUGCAAGGAUUGGGGACCUGGAUUUGGGUAGGAGGGUUCAUGGAUUUGUUACGGUUAAUAGAUUUGUUCUGGAUGUUUUUUUGGGUUCAUCAUUGAUUGAUAUGUAUGCAAAAUGUGGCCGCAUAGAGGAUGCUCGGAAUGUGUUUGAUAGAUUGCCGGAUAGAAAUGUGGUUUGUUGGACGUCUAUGAUUGCAGGUUAUACGCAGUUGGGCUUGUUUAAGGAAGCAAUUCAGUUGUUUAAGGUGAUGCAGAUUGAGAAUGUGAUGGCAGACGAAGUGACAAUUGCUUGUGUUGCUUCUGCAUGUGGGCAUUUGGGUGCACUAAACCAGGGGAAGUGGGUACACGCUUACUGUGAAAGGAAUCGAAUCAAGAUGAACCUUACUGUGAAGAAUUCAUUGAUUGAUUUGUAUGCAAAGAGUGGCGAUAUUAAUAAGGCUCUUGAAAUUUUUCAUAAGUUAAUUCAACGGGAUGUGUUCUCAUGGAGUGUUAUGAUUUCUGGGCUUGCCAUGAAUGGUAAGUCUGAUGAAGCACUGGACUUGUUCUCUGAUAUGUUAUUGUCAAGUGAUGUUGGACCAAAUGAUGUCACAUUUCUUGGGGUGCUAUCUGCUUGUAGUCAUGGUGGGUUGGUGGAAAAGGGAAUUUACUAUUUCAAUUUGAUGACCAAAACGUAUAACCUCACCCCUAGAAUUGAGCACUAUGGCUGUAUGGUUGAUCUUCUUGGACGUGCCAAUCUUUUGGCAGAAGCAGAGAACCUUAUCAGGGCAAUGCCUAUUGAGCCUGAUGCUGUUAUUUGGCGAUCCCUGCUAUUUUCAUGUAAGAUUAAUGGGAAUAUUGAGUUGGCAGAGAUUGCUGCGGGGCAGAUUCUGGAGUUGGAGCCAAGAAAAUGUGGAGCACAUAUUUUGUUGUCUAAUACUUAUGCUGCUGCCUCAAGGUGGAGUGAUGUGAAGAGGGUUAGGAAAAGUAUGAAUGUUCAUGGGAUUCAUAAACAGCCAGGUUGCUCCUUUGUUGAAAUAAAUGGUCUCAUUCAUGAGUUCUUUGUGGCGGACUGUAGACACCCACAAACUGAUAUCAUACAUGAAACUAUCAUUGCAAUGCAUCAACUUUUACAAUCAGAGGGAUAUGUCUUAGAUACUUUUGAUUUUUUAACGAAGAGUUGGAUGGAAGUUGAUUAAUUGUUGUUCAAAUGAGUAUGGAGUUUUCAUCAGAGUUAAAUGUAAUUAGAGUUAUCUUGUCCCAGUAGAUUGGAAUCUCUAUUGUGAGAGACUCCCAACUUUUAGAUAAACUUGGAGAAAGCCUUCUACAGAGAGUCAUUGCCAAGCCACUCA